Messenger RNA from Anopheles funestus (African malaria mosquito), 1620 nucleotides. RefSeq names its product glucoside xylosyltransferase 2 (gene shams). Gene Ontology annotation, molecular function: UDP-xylosyltransferase activity. The record is from RefSeq and is a predicted model, not a curated record. Gene Ontology annotation, biological process: protein O-linked glycosylation via N-acetylgalactosamine. NCBI's taxonomy places the organism in Eukaryota, Metazoa, Arthropoda, Insecta, Diptera, Culicidae. The transcript is spliced from 3 exons. The coding region runs from base 270 to 1400 and encodes 376 amino acids.
CGUGCGGCAUUUCUUGAAUUUAAUGUAGUGCGGCUUUUGGAUUAUUAAUAUUAGCACAGAUUCUUCGCUAAGAGCAACGAAAGUGGCCAGCUUCAUGCCCCACAACUACUGAAUAGUGACGAGUUUGCAGUUAACAGGGUAACCGGUUCCCAGUGCCAUACUAAGAACAUUUUGUUUGCUAUAGAAAUGAAUACGGUACAAGAAUAGCCUUAAAUGUAUGGGAGUUCAGCAAUAAACGAUGCUCAAAAGGUGUCUUCAGUUACUUUACAAUGAGAACUUUUCGAUAUUUGGCGUUGCUGGCAGCGGCAUCGUUUUUGUUGCUAUUGUACUACAUAUACCGGGUUGGAGACCGGCCCAAUUUUAGCGAUCAAGAUUUGCCUGACCGUUUCUCUAAUGGGCAAACAAAAGCUGAAAUAAAAAGAAAAUCUUAUACUAGUUCAUCGAAUGGAACCGAGAUCUCGGUAGUGGUGGUGGCAUGCAACGAAAGGCACAACGAAGCCCUCAACAUGAUCAAGUCGGCAAUAAUGUUCAACCGCAAUCUAUCGCCGCUACGAUUUGUUGUAAUAGCAGAAGAAAAGUUGAAGCUUAAUUUUAUGGAAAAAUUGAACGAUUGGCAGGAGGUGACCGAUCGAAUAUUUACCUACGAAAUCCAUUCCCUAACCUUUCCACGAGCCAAUAAGGAUGAAUGGAGGAAACUGUUUAAACCAUGUGCUGCCCAAAGACUCUUCUUGCCGUCACUACUUCAACAUCUGGAUGCGGUGCUGUACGUUGAUUCCGAUACCGUGUUUCUAUCGCCCGUACAGGAAAUAUGGUCAAUGUUUCAGAGCUUCAAUGCGUCUCAGUUUGCGGGCAUGGCACCGGAACAUGAAGAUACAAAUGCAGGAUGGUACAACCGGUUCGCUCGCCAUCCGUACUAUGGCGAGCUGGGAGUGAACUCAGGUGUCAUGCUUAUGAACCUUACACGAAUGCGAGACUUUCGCUGGGAAGAACACAUACUGCCAAUUUAUCGCGAGUAUCGCUUGCAACUAGUUUGGGGCGAUCAGGAUAUAUUGAACGUUCUAUUCCACUACAAUCCAGACCGGUUAUAUAUCUUUCCUUGUGAUUGGAACUAUCGUGCCGACCACUGCAUGUACAUGAGCGUGUGCGACGCUCCGGAUGGGGUAAAGAUAAUCCACGGAAAUAGAGGAUACUUCCAUUCGCGAGCACAGCCCAUCUUUAAUCUUAUCUACUCGACCAUUGAAGAGUUUACAUUUCGGACAGAUGUUUUCGGUAACUUCAUACGCACAAUCGAAGAAUCGCUGGUGCUACCAAGCAACUCGAACUGUGAUAAACUAUUGGACAAAUUCUUACAAGAUCCGCGCAAACACUUCAAGGAAAAUCAGUACGAAGAGGUAACGUAGCGCAUGGUAAUGGCAUUUGGUCGGUAGUAUGUUUUUUGGAGAACCUUUAAGUCAUCUCUUAAACUUAAACUCGCAACGUCCAUUCCACGAUGAUAUUUGUACCAGAACGGGGAGCUUAACGACCAAUACUCACGAAGCAGAUUUCUGUAGUGUAAUGUUACAAUCAUGCUAAACGUAAGAUCAAGUAAUGUAGUAAAUGAGCAACGUGUGUAUAAAUAAA